Molecule: messenger RNA, 1137 nt
Organism: Emericellopsis atlantica
Lineage: Eukaryota; Fungi; Ascomycota; Sordariomycetes; Hypocreales; Bionectriaceae
Product: putative ubiquitin conjugating enzyme
Exons: 2
Coding region: 322-1041 (239 amino acids)
Source: RefSeq, a predicted model, not a curated record
CCGUGGAAUGGACCAACGUUGCAACACAAGCGAGAGCUCAGCCAGAGGCUGAGAGCGGUCCACCAUGCUCUACAGGGACCAAGGGCCGGGUGAUGGAUGACAAUGUGGUUUGUUACUUGCAAGAACAGGUAACCCCAAACACAGUGAUUAUCGUCAUUUUCGUCCAGAACAAAGGGUUGUUGAUCUUGUUCCUUGCUCCUUGAGUUGAUGGAUCACCAAGGCCUACCCUAAUAAGCCCCUCCACAGCAGCACAGCACAAUCGCCCAGCAUCAACAUCAACAGCACGAGAUACCCCGAGCAGCACAUACCACACCCGCCACCAUGCCUUCCAGUCGCGACCGCCGCGUCGCCAAGGAGCUCAAGGACAUCCAGACAGACCCGGCCGCGGGCAUCACCGUCGAGCUCUCCGACCCCAGCGGCGCCUCGAUGGAGUACCUCCACGGCCACAUCUUCGGACCGCCCAAGACCCCCUACGAGGGCGGCAAGUUCGACCUGCUCAUCACGAUGCCCAACGAGUACCCCUUCAAGCCGCCCAAGAUCGCCUUCAAGACAAAGAUCUGGCACCCCAACGUCAGCUCCCAGACGGGCGCCAUCUGCCUCGACAUUCUCCGCGACAACUGGAGCCCCGUCCAGACCAUCAAGUCCGCCAUGAUGAGCAUCCGCCUGCUCCUCGAGGUUCCCAACACCGACGACCCCCAGGACGCCGAGGUCGCUAGCCAGGCCGUCAAGACCCCCGCCCUCUUCGCCCGCCGCGCCCAGGAGUGGAGCAUCAAGUAUGCUGGCGCCCCCCAGAGGCAGCUCGACUUGCAGGGCAAGUACGCUGAGAGCCAGGCCGCCCCCGAGCCCGAGGACUUUGGGGGCUACCACCCGAGCCUGGUCGGCACCUGGACUCAGAUGGGCUUCUCGACCAAGAUCGUCGUCCAGGUUCUCAAGGAGCGGCGGGUUCCCACGUUCAACGGGGACAACUACCGCCCGAGCGACGAGGCGGUCGCGGACAUUACCACCCACAUAUUGGCCAAGAUAGCAGAGGAGGAAGUAUGAGGAUGGUGUGUAUGGAUGGCGUGAGUCGCCGGGUUUGAAAGCAUAGCAGCAGCACGGGCAUGGGAAAAGGCGUUGUUUGUCAUGGGCAUGGUAUUG